CUUCUCUUUUUCUCUCUCUCUUCAGUGGAUACAGCAGGGAACAGACAGAUCGCCUGUAGGAUGGAUUGUUAAAACUACCCUUGCGAGAAUAUUCAUCUAGUCCCUUUCAUUUCCUUGCCGGCACACUCUCUCGUGUACAUCCAUCUAUCCAUGUGUCCGGACGGGUUCUGAAUCGGACAGAAUGCGGAUCCUGGUGCUGAUUCCGCUGCUGUGGGGUCUUGGUGAGGGGGCUUUCCCCAGCAGUGUCCAAAUCGGUGGUUUGUUUAUAAGAAAUACAGAUCAAGAAUAUACUGCUUUCCGCUUGGCUAUAUUUCUACACAACACGAGUCCGAAUGCAACGGAAGCCCCCUUCAACUUGGUUCCUCAUGUGGACAACAUCGAGACCGCCAACAGCUUUGCUGUCACCAAUGCCUUUUGUUCGCAGUAUUCCCGCGGAGUCUUCGCCAUAUUCGGCCUGUACGAUAAGCGCUCGGUUCACACAUUGACGUCGUUCUGCAGCGCCCUUCACAUCUCCCUGGUGACUCCCAGUUUCCCCGCGGAGGGCGAGACGCAGUUUGUGCUACAGCUGCGACCGUCCAUCCGAGGAGCCCUGUUGAGCAUUCUCGACCAUUACGACUGGAACCGAUUCGUGUUCUUGUACGACACGGACCGAGGAUACGCCAUCCUGCAGGCCAUCAUGGAAAAGGCGGGGCAGAACGGUUGGCAGGUUAGCGCCAUCUGCGUGGAGAACUUCAAUGAUGUGAGUUACCGGCGGCUGCUGGAAGACCUGGACCGCCGGCAAGAGAAGAAGUUUGUCAUCGACCUUGAACCAGAACGACUCCAGAACAUACUAGAACAGGUGGUUAGUGUGGGCAAACAUGUGAAAGGAUAUCACUACAUCAUCGCAAAUCUGGGUUUUAAGGAUAUUUCUCUAGAGAGGUUUAUGCAUGGUGGAGCAAAUGUAACUGGUUUUCAGUUGGUGGAUUUCAGCAAACCAAUGGUGAUCAAACUAAUGCAGCGCUGGAACAAACUGGACCAGAGGGAGUAUCCAGGUUCUGAAAGCCCACCCAGGUACACGUCCUCUCUGACAUAUGACAGUGUGCUGGUGAUGGCUGAGGCAUUUCGAAAUCUACGCAGACAGAAGAUAGACAUCUCCCGCAGAGGCAAUGCUGGAGACUGUCUGGCCAACCCUGCUGCUCCCUGGAAUCAAGGCAUUGACAUGGAACGCACCUUGAAACAGGUGAGAAUCCAGGGUUUGACUGGGAAUAUCCAGUUUGAUCAUUAUGGACGCAGAGUCAAUUAUACCAUGGACGUCUUUGAGCUGAAAAGCAAUGGCCCACGCAAGAUCGGUUACUGGAAUGACUUGGAUAAACUGGUCCUGGUUCAGAAUGAGCUCUCCAUGGGAAACGACUCCUCCAUGGAGAACCGAACGGUUAUCGUCACGACUAUAAUGGCGAUGGAGAAUUUUACCUCUGCAGGAUCAUCAAGGUUUCCAUCAGUGCUAAAGAAUCCGCUGUUCAGACACUGAGCGGAGGAGAGGAAGAGACGACCAUGAGACAUCAGAGAGUCUAACCUCUCUCUCCCAUGAUUCAGCGGUUCUCAGACUCCUACAUCUGGGACUGCGGCAUUAAGCAUUCAGUAACAUUCCUCACACGUACCUUGGGUGCAAUGCCAAGGGGUGUAAAACGCUGUUUCAUGGGUAUUUUGUUUUGUCUCUUUGUGAUUGCGUGUCCUUGCUUUUAUGAAUCGCCCCCACCGGCAUGUAAAAGCAUUGUGAAAUCAAAACCUCCUGCUUGUUAAUGCUUUUAAAACCUAGCUUUAUAUCAAAAUCAACUUUUCUGCUGAUGUAGUCAAGGUCACACGGGUGAGAACAAACGAUCCACAAUCGAAUGAAUCCCUGAAGGGAUUUACAUGAUAUCUGCUGAAUAUUCGGUUUCAUUCAGAUAUACUUGCAUUUACAUUUUGCCUUUAUCCAAAGCGACUUACGGUGCAUUUAAGCUAUACAUUUAUCAGUAUGUGUGUUUCCUGGAAAUCAAACAAACCCACAACCUUUUGCACUGCUAAUGCAAUGAUCUACCAACUUACUGAACUACAGGAACACCUUCAUGUUCAUACGUUUAGUUUUCUACAAUUCGUAAACGGGUAAAUUCAUCAAAAUUUUGCACAACCUAAGUUUAAUGUGCAAAACAAGAGGCAUAAAGCUUUAAGGGGCUAGACUUUGGGAAUGCAAAUAUUAUUUGGAAGUUGCUGCGAAUAUCGGCAAGGAGGCUUCAUCCACCUUUGCUUUUCAUUAGAGAAAAAGGUCACGCUAUUAAGUACCAGUUUCUACGAAUCACAUAUUAUCUCCGAAUUCGAAGGUCAAACUUCACCAGAAUUGAUAUUUGGUACGUGCCAAAAUAUGAAAUAUCUUUGCACAAGCUUGCGUUUCCGGUCUGAUACAUUCACAUGCGUAUGAAUUAAAGUCACCGAAACGAAAAGUGUGACCGCUCCUUUAGAGUAAAAUUCUCUCUUUCCAUGUCCCACACGCUGUUUGACUACUACAAGUCUGAAUAAACUUGUAACCCUUCCUCGAGCACAUUACUGAAGUUUUGGAGAUGUACGAAACGUGGUGUACAGGGGAGCAGCUAGUGUAGGUUGUCACGGUGACAGGAAUCUGAAAUAGUUUUUCACGCCCAAGCACAGCAAAUCACAACCUUAAAAAAAGUACGAGAAAAAUCUCUCUCUCUCUUUCUCUCUCGCUCGCUCGCUCACUCACUUGCUCCUCAUGUGGAUUUAAUUGUCGCACAGUGGCUGUAUGUGGCACAUUGUGUGUUUUUAUAGGAUAAAUGUCUGACUUAAAGAUAAUUACAGAUGAUUAAAAAGCUCUUGAACAUCUGUAGCUCUCUUAAUUCAGUUACACAGAAAUAUUUACUCUUACAGAUCUCCUUAAACUCAUUGUGACUUGCGACUGUUUGCCUUUUCAAUGCACAUUCUUGGUCUUGUCAUGAAUGAUUCAUUGCUGCAUGUUAUUCCAAAACAAAAAAUUCUGAUAGAUCAUUAUUAUCAUGUAAUAAAGUAAUUUAAUAAUUUACUAAAAUAAGCAUUUACUGCACACGUCUGCAAUACUGUUGAUAAGCGUGUAAUGUUGCCUGCUAGGGGUCAGUAAAAUCAUAAUAUAAAUAGAGAGAUCUGGAGAAGAAUAGUCAUAUGUUUGUUGUUAACUUUGGCCCCGUCCCAAAUGGCACACUCCGGACUUGUGGACUUCCUCAGAGUCCAGUCUAGUGCAGACCUUAUGAACCUUUGAUGCGAGUCCACGAGGGCGCACCAGAGUUUUAUUUCGAGAGAGACUCGAUGAGAGCAUGUGAGCGGAGUGUAGCGUGGAUUGAGCGAGGAGCGGAGUGUGCCAAAUUCAGUCAGAGCGCAGAGCGGGUUUUAUCCAAAGGCCGGAUCGAUAACAACCGGUUUCGCUCCGGUUACGCUCUGAUAGCGCUCACACCACGAGUCUAGGGCAUGCACAAGAAUAUAGUCUGCGUGGCAGACGUGAUGAGGAGAGGGUUUGCUGCGUGUUGAUUUACCUAUGUUAACAGACACGCUACCUAUCAGGUGCGGUCCAACCACACCGCGACCCAUGUACAUCAUCAUCAGCCAUCUUGCAAACAGACAACCGCAUAGCAUUUGCCCCUCACACAAGCAGCAGAUUUCGCCUCUGACGUCUACUUCGCUCUAGACCUGCGAAUGCAUUCAAACUGUUUAAGCGGCAAACUAGGUGCGGUAGACACGAUUUUGCCGCCUCAAACGCGGUUGGUGUAAACGCAGCAUUAGACCACACAUACGCAAUAAUCAUGAACAAGGAAAAAUAUAUAACACAGAUAUAAAUUAUAGGGUUCUUUUUGCUUUUUCAUCAUUAUUACGUACUUGUAGUCUAAGUUGUUCUUAUGUUAUUGCAAUAUCAAGAAAGUUUUUGUUGAUUCAUGACUUUGGAACGAUUGAACGUGUAGUGCUAAAUACUCGCUUAAAAAAACAUUAGUUGGUAUUUUUAAUGGUUCGCAUACACUCUUCUUUCUAAUAAUAUAAAAUUAUAAUUUAACUGUCUAACCUAAGAGCCAUAGGGAAACGUUAAGAUGCUUGCGAAAGUGAAUUUGACCUCCUGAUCUAAAAUCCUCCUGAGAAAUUUGAGCUGCUGGUGUGUUUACGGAUUAAAUCCCUCACAAUCUACUACACCUCAUACAUUUAGUUCUGACUCUAUCCUGCUAUGUACCGCCCAAUUUUAACCAGUGCCCGCCCUACGUUGUAAAAAAUAUCCUAUUUUUAUGGUCAAGUGGGCUGCUGAUGUUUAUGUCGCCUUUAAACAAAAUCUAUAUAGUAACACAAUGUGUGCAUGGACAAACGGGGUGAUUAUUUCUAUAUAUAGACACGUUAAUUAAUCCAAUGAGAAUCCUCGAAUCAAUCAAGUGUAAGAGUGACAGAUGCAAACGCAAUGCACGAGAUACACAUCCAGACGUGUGUGUGUAUAUAGUA
Messenger RNA from Paramisgurnus dabryanus, 4476 nucleotides. It is a transcript of the gene gria4a, whose product is annotated as glutamate receptor, ionotropic, AMPA 4a. NCBI's taxonomy places the organism in Eukaryota, Metazoa, Chordata, Actinopteri, Cypriniformes, Cobitidae. The record is from RefSeq and is a predicted model, not a curated record. Gene Ontology annotation, cellular component: membrane. Gene Ontology annotation, biological process: monoatomic ion transport. Gene Ontology annotation, molecular function: signaling receptor activity; ligand-gated monoatomic ion channel activity.